CCACGUAAAACGUGUGUGCAUCUUUGCGGUUAUAUAUUCUUUGGUGCGAUCAACGCGAUCGACCCUGAACGCGAUGUUCCUCUGACGCCUCUGAUGAUGGAGGACGUGGAGAGAUUCUUCGCUGUAUGAUGUAGUAAUGGUGGUUUGGUGUUUUAUUUGAUGUUGUGAAAUAAAAGUCUACGUUCACGGACGAAGUUACAUGCCGAUUUUAAUUAUGUUUAUGUAUGGUACGCUUACUGCGCCGAGUGAAAUUAGAAAUCUACAUGAAGUCAAAAAGUAUUGCUGCGUAUGUUAUCGAAAUCUUACAAUGUUAAGCACCUUUCUGUGUAGCUUAAAAAAAAAAGUCUGUAAAAUUUCAAGAAACGUAAAUGUACUGUGUUUGUGUUAUGAUUUUUGUACUGUAUCUUGCAAGGUAAAUGGGGAACACAAAGACUGGGUGGUCAAGAAGGAACAUUACCGAUAAGCCAAAUGUUUGGGUCUACUGGUCCUGAACAUUACUUAUAGCUUCGACAACAUACAGUUUUAUGACUUAUUCGUUAUGUAUUUUUCAUGGCACUGUUUGAUGAAAAAUAUUUGUAACGUGUUUAUUGCAGGGUGGUGUGGUGGAAAUGUGUCCAUGACUUUGCAGAGGCAGGUCCAGAAUGUGGGAGCCAGACCCUCUCACGGGCUCCCUGUCUAAUACAACAAUUAGAACUUCACCUCUCAUCAAACCUCCAUUUUGGAUUAGGAUACAAUGGAACUGAUGAUAAGAAUAAGAAAUAUACUACUGAGGGUGAACUGUGGGUAAAAUUGUAAGAGGUCUCCAUGUAAAAAUGCCUAAUCUGACAACCAAGAGGAAGAAUGGGACAUUCUAGUGAAGAAGCAAGUCAGGUAGAGGAAUGCUAUCUUCAAGGUAUCUGAGGCCACAGUUGGAGCCCAUUCGCAUGUCCAGCUGGGAUCAGCAGUGGAGGCCUCUAAUUUCCUGUCAAUAAAUGAUGGUGGGUUGCUGUAGACAUCCAACCAUCAGUAAUCAGAGAAAAGUAGAUUCUCCUCCUGCAUUGGAGGACAGUCUUUGGGCCCUCUGCUGCUCAGAAGCAGCAGCUAUCACCUCUCAGGGGCUCUGGUGAGAGCCAGGUGAGAGUAAGAUUGAAAAAGGUGUCAUGAUGAGGGUGAGCAGUCUGACCAUCAAUAAGUGUUGGGGGGAUCAGCUAUCCAUCAGUGAAUGACAGUGGCUGACUGGCAUAUCCUGACUUCCAAGAGAAGAGGAUAUUAUGUUGAUGAAGGCGAUGAAUGAUGGUGAUGAAUAUACUGCAUUUGCCAUGGAGGAAUCUGCUGCUGAGUUUGGACUUCCUGAGGACCAAUUAAGGGAGUCCAGUUACAAGGAUCAACACAGAAAUGGGAAAGAAGGAUUGGAUGGUACCACAGAGAUAGCAGUGUGGAAGGAUAAGCCUCAGUAUGGCACAGAUGUUGAGGAAUGUGCUGUGGGGAAGUUUUGUAAUUGGUUUCAAAAGGAAAAGCUUUCAGUGACUCAGGAAAGUGAUGGUUUGAGAUCAGAGCACAAGGAAUUGAAAGUUAAUUUUUAUGAACUUCAGAGAAAAUAUAAUGCCCUCCAAGAAAAUAUGAAUGUCAUUAGAGAAGAGCGUGAUACUCUUCAGAGGGACAAAGAUAAGUUAAUAGGCCUGGAGAGUACAUUGAAAAUUAUAUUGGAAGGAGGAUCCAGUGUUGAGAAAGCUUAUUUGAUACUGAGCCAGGAAAGAGACACUUUGAAAUCAGAACAAGAGGAAUUUAAAGUCUAUUUUGAUGAACUCCAAAGGAAAUGCUGUGCCCUAACAGAUAAUUUAAAUGUCAUCAAAGGAAAGUGUGAUACUCUUCAGAGGGAGAGAGAUAAGUUAGUAGGCAUGGAGAGUACAUUGAAAAUGAUAUUGGAAGGAGGGCCCAGUAUUCGGAAAGCAUACUUGCUAUUGGGCCAGGAAAGAGACACUUUGAAAUCAGAGUAUGAAGAACUAAAAGCAAAUUUUGAUGUACUUAAAAGGAAAGGCAGUGACCUGACAGAUAAUUUAAAUGUCAUCAGUCGAAAGUGUGAUGAUCUUCAGAGGGACAAAGAUAAGUUAUUAGGCCUGGAGUGUAGAUUGAAAAUGACAGUGGAUGAGGAGUCCAGUAUUCAGGAAGCUUAUUUGCUGUUGGCCCAGGAAAGAGAUAAUUUGAGAUCUGAGCAAGAUGAGUUCAAAGUUGAUUUUGAUGAACUUAAAAGAGUAUGUAAUACCCUGAAAGAAAAUUUGAAUAUUAUUAGAGGAGAGGGCGAUGUUCUUCAGAGGAACAAAAUUUAGAUUGAAGGCUACAUUGAAAAUUAUGUAAGAAUAUGUGUCCUGUUUCCAAGGGCUCCCUUGAUAAAUCCCCAAGAAAGAAAUACUUUGAACUCAGAGUGAGAGGAUUUCAACAUUGAUUUUGAUGAAGUUUAUAAGAGUGUGUUUUUACUUCAUAAGAAAAUUUUACUGCCAUUAAGAGCAGUAUGUGUUGCUCUUUGAAGGCAGAAAGAUAAGAUAGCAGGCCUGGAGGUUAGAAUGAACAUCUGUGGAAUAAAGAGAAAGAGUCUCAAGUGUUAUCGAACCAGGAAAUGAAAAUGAAGUCAGAGGUAUUGAGAAUUAAAUCUGUCCUUUGAAAUCGCUGAUGAGGUGAAGAAGAUCCUGUCUGUAGUAGCAGAUGAGAACGAUGAGACAGAGCCACUAAUGGUUCGAAUUGAGUUCUUACAUGGAUGCUGAAGAGUCACUUUGAUUUAGCCUACUAUGGAAUCUUAGAAUGUUGUGCUUCAUCACAAACUUAAAAUAAAUAAUUACAUUAUGGUGUGUUGUGUAAUGCUCUCUGUUUUAAGAAAUGACUUAUGUUUC
Messenger RNA from Cryptotermes secundus, 2864 nucleotides. Its product is annotated as protein hook. The transcript has 4 exons. Lineage: Eukaryota; Metazoa; Arthropoda; Insecta; Blattodea; Kalotermitidae. The coding region runs from base 1251 to 2306 and encodes 351 amino acids. The record is from RefSeq and is a predicted model, not a curated record.